AUGCUGGUGGCCCUACUAACGAACCUAACAGCACUGAUCACAAUCCUGCGGGUUCGAAGCCUCAGACAGACUCCCCAUAACCUACUCAUCUUAAACCUGAUUGUAGCUGAUCUUGGAAGGGUUUUUCUGGUCAUGCCCUUUUCUCUCAAAUCAGUCUUUGAUCAUGGCGAAGGUUUGGAGGAUACCUGCUGUAAGAUUUUUGGUUUCUUUGCCCUCUCCUUUGGCUACACCCACUUCUUGACGAUUGCAUUCAUCGCCGUAGAUCGGGUUAUUGUCGUCACGUCUUGCAACAAGUGUGGAAUUUCCGAUUGGGCAAGAGUUCGUGUCAUGCUGACAUUGACCUGGCUUAUAGCUUCAACGAUUUCUCUGCCUCCUGUCUUUGGAGCAUUAAAUUCCGAAUUUGGGUACACAGAUGCUUUGAAGAUGUGCCUGCCGCUUAAUGGGACGAGGCUUUCCCUGAACAUCCUGACAAUGGUCACCAUUCUUGGGAUUGUACUUCCAACAAUGAUUGUUUCCUACACCGUCAUAGCGGUUUUACUCUGGAAAAGGGAUCGCAAGCUUACGCGAAGACGGCGACGUGGACUUAAAUCAACAGUGCGAGCUCGACCGGCAAGACCGAUUCCCUCAAGUCCUGUUGGUCUACGAAAGGUGAAGUUUGAUAUCACAUUUGCAGAUACACAAUCGGUUGAUUUCGAGCAAAACACACCACAAUGUCCUGGACAGCAGGUUUAUAGCCCAGUGGCUACCACAGGACACAUAUCGCAUGAAACUGAAAGAUCAGUAGUACAACCAAUGGGUGAAGUAGAGGAUUGUGAAGUUUCACUCGCUUGGAAAGACAAGGAAGUAGUGAAACGCAGAAGGAAAGGUGUAGUACUCGAUGAUGGAUCAACUCUUACACGUGAGGGCGCUUCACGAGGAAGGUACGGCCUCGGGUCUCGGCUGAGUGCAUUGCUGAAUAUCAAGCGAGAAUCUAGCGCCAAAGAAGACGCAGUAAAUGAUGGUGAUGUCAACUGUGUCAUCAAAGGAUUUAAAUCUGCACAUGGAACUGGUUUCACUCCUGGUACCAGUCUAUAUACUGCGGCAACAGGAGAAGAUGAUAUUGGUACGACUUACAGAACUGUCAUUGAAACGCGAACAAGACGUUUGUCCAACCUCUUCGGCAGCCUCAAGGGUGUAGUCGGGCUUGGAAACCAUGGCCGGGAUUACAACGAUGAUGAUGAUGUCACUGAAAACUACAGCGAAGAUGAUGAUCAGACCUGUGAUUUCGAUUCUGAACCAUCUCAAACAAUUACCACUUACUCCAUGUCACCAUCUGGGGUAGAUUUCACCACCGGCAAGGAUGACGAAAGCGGGGAGGACGUCAAACGACCGAAGCGAGUCCGUCGGAGAACUCGAAAGACGAAGCUUGAAAAGUUGCGAAUAGUGAGGCAAAGGAGAGUCGCAUGGACAGGUGUGCUACUGGUCUGUUGUAGUAUCUUCUUCACUAUUCCACUUUUCAUCUGGUACUGGUAUUCAUCCGAUUCAACUUCGGAGCUGUUCGGGGUCCUGGCUGUCUGGUCGACGUACUGCAUGACCAUAGCGGAUCCUAUGGUAUACGCCUUUAUGAACAGACGUGUUAAGAAAGAACUGCGAAUGUAUAGGAAAACGAUGGCCAAUUGCUUAUCAUGCACAUGCAAAGGAGAAUAGACAAAUUAGAUCUGACAUUACAUUUUAGAGAGGUGAUUUA
Molecule: messenger RNA, 1726 nt
Organism: Lytechinus variegatus (green sea urchin)
Lineage: Eukaryota; Metazoa; Echinodermata; Echinoidea; Temnopleuroida; Toxopneustidae
Exons: 3
Coding region: 1-1686 (561 amino acids)
Biological process (GO): G protein-coupled receptor signaling pathway
Cellular component (GO): membrane
Molecular function (GO): G protein-coupled receptor activity
Source: RefSeq, a predicted model, not a curated record